Messenger RNA from Funneliformis caledonium, 822 nucleotides. The record is from the annotation of a GenBank genome assembly. NCBI's taxonomy places the organism in Eukaryota, Fungi, Glomeromycota, Glomeromycetes, Glomerales, Glomeraceae.
GUUCGACAGUUUGAAGAAGAUAACAGCAUGCUUCAGACGUUUAACGAUAAAUUUGGAAAUGAAAAUGACAAAUUAAUGAUCGAGAGUAAUGAAUUAAAGGCCGAAUUGAUACGUUAUUGUCAAUAUCGAGUUCUGAGAAAUAUUCCUUCACCAAUUAUGGACAAAAGAUCAGCAACACUGAAUGAAACGAAUGCUGAAGAAGCAAGAACCGAGGUGAAAAAUCUAAUGAAAGGUCAGAUACCAGCCAAAUAUCAACUGGAUUAUGAAAAGACAUUCUUUGAACAAUCGACAACUGUUUACGAAAAACUGAUUCCAGAAUUAAAGAGGCUUAUGGAUGGAGUUUUUAACCCUUCUACUAGAGCAUUAGAAAAGGUUGAUCGAAGGUUACAUGCGAAUACUCAGCUUUCUGAAAAGAAAAAUAGACAAAUAAAAAUGGCAUUUAAAUUGUUCGACACGAAUGAAGAAAAAGUUUCAAAAUUCGACAAAAAUGAACGUUCAGAAAAGGAACGUAUCUAUAACGAUAAGGUAUAUUUUACUUCAAAUAAAACGCUUGAAAAUAUAUCUGAAUGGGCAACCAGUCAAAACAAAUUUUUAUACGAAACAGACUGGACAAAUAAAACCAAUAAAAUUAACCACAAUUUCGAUGCUGAAAUUGAUAUUAAUGAUGGCGAUAAUGAUUAUCUAAUAGACUUUUUAAUGGAUGAAAUACGACCUGAGGACUUCGAUGAAGAGAGUGAAUCAUCCAUGAUUGCAUCUCAAAUUAGAUUACCAUUAGACCUAUAUUCAACCUGGUUAAAUUUAGGUCUAAUGGCUAUUUUUUGA